Molecule: messenger RNA, 336 nt
Organism: Lottia gigantea (owl limpet)
Lineage: Eukaryota; Metazoa; Mollusca; Gastropoda; Lottiidae
Exons: 3
Biological process (GO): regulation of transcription by RNA polymerase II
Molecular function (GO): RNA polymerase II cis-regulatory region sequence-specific DNA binding; DNA-binding transcription factor activity
Source: RefSeq, a predicted model, not a curated record
AAGAGAAAAUAUCCAACAUCCAGGCCAUAUAAAUGUGAUAGCUGUAGUGAAGCAUUUAAUCAAAGAAUACAUUUAAAAAAACAUAUGAGUAAACACACAGGUGUGAAGCCAUUUAAAUGUAAUGACUGUGAUUAUUCCACUGUAGAAAGAAGUCAUCUGAAGGUUCAUACAAGAAUACAUACUGGGGAGAAACCAUUCAAUUGUCCAUAUUGCAAAUAUAAAACUGCUCAAAACAGUACAUUAAAUAUUCAUUUAAAACGCAGACACAGUGAAAAAUUAUUUCGAUGUAAUUUGUGCCCAAAAAUGUUCACACAGAAGUCAGUGUUGGAAAACCAC